GUCAUCUGUUGAGCUGUCAAUCUACGUUACAUGUAAACAAAAAUAUGCCAAAAUUUGCACUAAAACAAAAUAUCUCUUCCAGCUGAAUCAACCUGAAAUUUCUAUGAUAAACGUCAAAUUCUUCACGAAAUCAUUCUCAUGUUUCAUUUAUUCACAAAAUUAUUUUAAAACAAUUUAAAAUGGGGGAAACAGCAGUAGAUUUAUCAGGGCAUAUAGAAGCAACCCCUAUCUCGGUGGAUUCGAAAGUGUCGCAGUUUCAAAGACUCUUCCAUGUUCCAACUGAAAUUCCAGAUUUUAAAGAAUUAAUAAAACAGUCCAGCCAAAAGGUACGGCCAUGGAUGGAAUUCCUCAACACUGGUAACUUUAAAACUGCCCCAUCUGUUCCAAGAACAGCUAAGAGAAUAAAAAAGAAUAUCGAGUACUUUUAUGGGAACUAUAUAUUUGUGUCAUUAGGCUUAGUGAUAUAUUGCCUAAUUACUUCGCCGUUGAUUCUUCUUGCCCUUGCAGGCAGUUUUUACAUUAAUCGGUAUGUGAAUAGGUGUUACGAAAGUAAAAACUUGAAAUUGUUUGGAUUGGAAGUCUCGAAGAAUCAGAGAUUUUUGGUUGUGGGGAUGUUGACUAUGCCGAUAUUGUAUUUGGUUGGUGUACAUGCAGCAAUAUUUUGGGUUCUUGGUGCCUCCUUCAUGGUCAUCAUGUUGCACGCUGCGUUUUAUAAUAUAGAAGCUGUUAACCCUAGCCCCGAAACUGAAGCCUUAUUCGGGGAAGAAGUAUAAUUAUCAGAAAUUUUGCAAUUAUUCCAUGGUAUAAAUAAAACCUUUUAUCUCAA
Molecule: messenger RNA, 826 nt
Organism: Coccinella septempunctata (seven-spotted ladybird)
Lineage: Eukaryota; Metazoa; Arthropoda; Insecta; Coleoptera; Coccinellidae
Product: prenylated Rab acceptor protein 1
Exons: 3
Coding region: 180-773 (197 amino acids)
Cellular component (GO): Golgi apparatus
Source: RefSeq, a predicted model, not a curated record